This is a messenger RNA of Nanorana parkeri, 3752 nucleotides long. It is a transcript of the gene PPFIA3, whose product is annotated as PTPRF interacting protein alpha 3. Gene Ontology annotation, cellular component: presynaptic active zone. Gene Ontology annotation, biological process: synapse organization. The record is from RefSeq and is a predicted model, not a curated record. Gene Ontology annotation, molecular function: protein binding. The transcript is spliced from 28 exons. The coding region runs from base 153 to 3737 and encodes 1194 amino acids. NCBI's taxonomy places the organism in Eukaryota, Metazoa, Chordata, Amphibia, Anura, Dicroglossidae.
UGAAACACGUGGAUCUGCUUCUGCACUUUGUUAGCAUCCCACCUGUCUGCCUUGAUUGGAUUUGUGGGUGUUAUACCUGCCAAUUUCCCCCUUCCCUGGUGCCUUUUUAUUUUUUUUUCCUGGUGUGUGUUUUCUAACCUUAUUCUUUCAAGAUGAUGUGUGAAGUAAUGCCCACUAUUAAUGAGGACAACCGUCGGGGCUCCACCUACGGCUCUGACGAUGCUAACUUUGAACAACUGAUGGUCAACAUGUUAAAUGAAAGGGAACGGUUACUGGAGACUCUCCGGGAGACGCAGGAGAGCUUGUCCACAGCACAGCUGCGUUUACGGGAAUUGGGUCAUGAGAAGGAGUCUCUUCAGAGACAACUUAACAUCGCCCUUCCACAGGAGUUUGCUGCUCUCACUAAAGAGUUGAAUCUGUGCCGCGAGCAGCUUCUUGAGAGAGAGGAAGAGAUUGCUGAGCUAAAGGCAGAAAGGAACAACACUCGGUUGCUUUUGGAACAUUUGGAGUGUUUGGUUUCCCGUCAUGAACGUUCUCUAAGGAUGACUGUUGUAAAGAGACAGGCACAAUCACCAGCUGGGGUCUCCAGUGAGGUCGAGGUGUUAAAGGCUUUAAAGUCCCUAUUUGAGCAUCACAAAGCCCUCGAUGAAAAGGUGCGAGAACGCCUCCGUGUGGCACUUGAAAGAGUUGCAGUGUUAGAAGAGGAGCUAGAGUUGUCAAGUCAAGAGUCACUAUCCCUUCGAGAGCAACUUGCCAGGAGGAGAUCGGGGAUUGAUGACGGCAGUAAAGAUGGAGACUCACAGAACUCUACUGUCGUCAAUGGCUGUACCCACCUGGAACUGAGAGGUGGACGAGAGACGGAACUGGAGGAGUUGGUGGAAAAGCAGAGGUUAGAACUGUGUCAGCUUAAGGAGCGCUUAACCAUGAUGUGUCGCCAAAUGGCCGAACUUGAGGAGGAGCUAAACACAGCACAAAAAGAUCUUAUAAAGUCUGAGGAGUCCUGUUCCAAACUGCAGCGUGAUGUAAAAGAGGCUCUAGCACAACGGGAGGAUAUGGAGGAGCGUAUCACUACCUUAGAGAAACGCUACCUUAGUGCACAGAGGGAAGCUACAUCACUACACGAUGUCAAUGACAAGCUAGAAAAUGAGCUCGCAAGUAAAGAUUCUCUCUACAGACAGAGUGAAGAGAAGAACAGGCAGCUGCAGGAGUGGCUAGAAGACGCCAAACAGAAAUUACAGCAGACCCUGCAGAAGGCAGAGACUCUCCCAGAAAUUGAAGCUCAGCUGGCACAGCGAGUGGCGGCUCUAAGCAAGGCUGAAGAGCGGCAUGGAAAUUUUGAGGAGAGACUCCGCCAGCUCGAAGCUCAACUGGAAGAAAAAAACCAGGAACUGCAAAGGGCCCGUCAAAGGGAAAGAAUGAACGAUGAGCACAACAAGCGUCUAUCGGAAACAGUCGAUAAACUCCUGUCUGAAUCAAACGAGAGGUUGCAGUUGCAUCUUAAGGAGAGAAUGGGAGCCCUGGAAGAGAAGAACACUUUAUCAGAAGAGAUAGCUAACAUGAAAAAGCUUCAGGAUGAGCUUCUUCUGGGCAAGGAGCAGCUAAUGGCUGAAAUUGAACGCAUGCAGUUAGAGAUAGACCAGCUACGAGGGCGACCCUCAUCCACCUACUCAAGGUCUCUCCCUGGCAGUGCGCUAGAGCUGCGUUAUUCCCAGGCCCCAACUUUGCCUAUAGGCAGCCACAUGGACCACUACAGCAGCACGGCUGUAAUAAGGCGGCCCAAAAAAGGGCGCUGGACAGCUAUGAAGGAUGAUCCAACCAAGGAGUGGGAGCGGGCUCAGCAGGCCAAUGUGCUUGCCAAUGUGGCACAAGCAUUUGAAGGUGACUUGGACGGCUCUGAUGAAGAUGACAGAGAGACCAUAUUCAGCUCAGCAGACCUACUGUCUCCAAGUGGCCAGACAGAUGUGCAGACCCUCGCUAUCAUGUUACAGGAGCAGUUGGAAGCAAUAAACAAAGAAAUCAAGUUGAUACAGGAAGAGAAGGAGACCACUGAGCUGCGGGCUGAAGAGAUUGAAAGCAGGGUUACAAGUGGCACUCUUGAUGGAUCUCUGGGACGUUACCGCUCUGCUAGUUCCAUUCCAACAUCUGUCACCACUUCCACUUUGGCCAGCCCCUCCCCACCCAGUAGUGGACACUCUACCCCACGUAUAACCCCCCAUAGCCCAGCUCGAGAGGGCGAGAAAUUUAAUCAUGUUCCUAAAGAAGAAAGCAGAGAUGAGAAGACCUUGAUGCAGUGUGAGACCACACCUCCUUUGACACCCCGGGCUGUACGAUUAGAAAGGAUGACGCAGGCUCUUGCUCUUCAGACCAACUCUUUAGAAGAUGGAAGAGAAUCCCGGGCAAGCCAGGACUCCCUUCACAAAGCUGCCAAAAAAAAGAGCAUAAAAUCCUCCAUUGGGCGCUUGUUCGGCAAGAAAGAGAAGGGACGCAUGGGACAAAUGGGACGAGACUCUUCUUCUCUAGCUGGAACUCCCUCGGAUGAGACGUCACCGGCUGAUCCCAUGGGCCUGUCUAAAUUAGCCGGGCCUGUAGACAAAGACCGCAGAAACAAGAAAAAGCAUGAACUCUUGGAGGAAGCCUGUCGACAAGGCCUUCCAUUUGCUGCCUGGGAUGGACCCACUGUUGUUUCUUGGCUGGAGCUCUGGGUUGGUAUGCCAGCCUGGUAUGUUGCUGCCUGCCGUGCCAAUGUGAAAAGUGGCUCUAUUAUGGCCAACUUGUCUGAUACAGAAAUCCAGCGUGAGAUUGGUAUCAGCAACCCUCUCCACCGACUAAAACUGCGCCUCGCCAUCCAGGAAAUGGUUUCACUUACGAGUCCAUCUGCUCCAGCCACAUCGCGUACGUCAACAGGAAAUGUCUGGAUGACUCAUGAAGAGAUGGAAACAUUAACAGCAACAACCAAGCCUGAGACUAAGGAAAUCAGCUGGGAACAGAUCCUGGCAUACGGUGACAUGAACCAUGAAUGGGUGGGUAAUGACUGGCUACCUAGUCUGGGAUUACCCCAGUAUCGCAGCUACUUUAUGGAGUCCUUAGUAGAUGCCAGAAUGUUAGACCACUUGAACAAAAAAGAGCUUCGAGGACAACUCAAAAUGGUAGAUAGUUUUCACAGGGUUAGCCUUCAUUAUGGUAUCAUGUGCCUGAAAAGACUGAACUAUGACAGGAAGGAGCUGGAGAGGAGGCGAGAGGAGAGCCAAAAUCAAAUUAAAGAUGUCAUGGUUUGGUCUAAUGAACGGGUUAUGUGCUGGGUUCAGUCUAUAGGACUAAAGGAAUAUGCCAAUAACUUGCACGAGAGUGGAGUACAUGGAUCCCUUAUUGCGUUAGAUGAUACUUUUGACUUUAAUGAUCUAGCGUUGCUGCUACAGAUUCCAACUCAGAACACACAGGCUCGACAAGUGUUGGAAAAGGAAUUCGGUAGUCUCAUUUCGAUGGGAACAGAGCGGCGAUUGGAUGAGGAUAGUGCUAAGACAUUCAGCCGCUCUCCUUCUUGGAGGAAGAUGUUCCGUGAGAAGGACCUUAGAGGAGUAAGUCCAGACUCUGCUGAAAUGUUACCGGCGAACUUCCGGACUGCCGCUGUCUCCUCUAUUACCUCACCUGCUGUGCAGCUACGCAAGAUGCAGUCUGAAGGAAGUCCCUCCAGCAGUCAGCGAGCAGACAAUGUCUCAGUCAGAACCUAUUCCUGUUAAUACCGUGAUAAUGCG